Molecule: messenger RNA, 414 nt
Organism: Dacryopinax primogenitus
Lineage: Eukaryota; Fungi; Basidiomycota; Dacrymycetes; Dacrymycetales; Dacrymycetaceae
Exons: 2
Coding region: 1-414 (137 amino acids)
Source: RefSeq, a predicted model, not a curated record
AUGUUCAGUACAGUCUUCCAUGUCAUUCCCCGCAAUGUCGGCCACACACGGCUCUUUUCCUUGAUGCUACAUGCUCUCAGAUACUCAAGCAAGAACGAGAAGCCUGGGAUCACUCGGCAGGGUGACGCACAGGCUGCUGGAAAAGAAGCCGCCGAGAAAGGUUCUCCGGUAGGACUGGACAGUGCCACACAUUCGAGGGGUGGAAUGUCGAGUGGGGAGGAGCACAAAAAGGAUCCUUCAGCGGGAAUUGGCAUGAAGGACCAAGUCGGAGGGAGUAGCAUCAAAGGGAAAAGCCACGUUGGGCCGAAAGAGAAAUGGAUCAUGACGGGAGGGAAGGGGGAGUACAUCAUGCAGCAAGACUCCACGAGCCGCUUAUAUGCCACGCUCAGUAUCGUGUCGCUCCCACCAAUAUGA